AUGUAUUUGAACCCCAUAGAGUUCCACAAGGCCUUCAGGAGUAUAAGCAAGUCGUCUCUAUCUCAUACAACCUGUCGACUGGUAAUAUUUGCCUCUUCGUUGGAUGUUGACGCUAUUUGUUCAUCAAAAAUGCUCACUACAAUGUUUAGGAAACACCUAAUUAGUUUUCAGCUGGUACCAGUAAUCGGGUACACGGAUCUGAAAAAGAAGUUUGAGCAGCUUGAUUUUGAUGUAGUAAACGUUAUCAUCCUGGGAUGUGGCGCAAUGGUUGAUAUGGUGACGUUUUUGGACCUCAAUAGUCCACAGGCAUCUAAUAAGAAAGUGUACAUAAUAGAUGGUCACAGGCCUUGGAACUUAGAUAAUUUGUUCUCCAGUGAUAACGUAAUAUGUUUUGAUGAUGGACAACUAGAGAGAGAGCUAGUUGAAGAACGUGAAGCCUAUAACCAACUACUGGAAUUGGAGAAUGAAAUGCCUCAUAAUGAAAACGAAGCUGAGAUGGAGACCGAUAAUGAUGAACAAAAUGAUCAAAGAGGAGAUACCGACGAAGAUGAGGACGCAGAAGAUGAUGGGGAAUUGGGAUCAAGGAAAAGACAUCGUUCACUAUCGCCCCCUCCUUCUCAAAAACGAAAACGCCUACUCCGUAAGAGUGAAGAAACCAUCGACAAUUAUUACAACCAAGGCUCUACUAUUGCGACUUCGGUCGCUUUACAAGCAUACACAUUGAUUUCUUCCGUUGGUGAAACCAAAAUCGAUGAUUUGUGGCUGGCCAUACUUGGCACUACAUCUUUGAUGCCCUUAUAUUCUAACGUGUACCAGAAGAUCGUUCCAUCGCUGAAAGACGAAGUGGUGAGACUGGAAAGCUCAAUCAACAGCUCCAUCAAUGAACAUAGUGACGCUGUAGUGGAAAAUGGUGGCCACGUACUUAGCAAUAAAAGUCUGGAUACUAACACUUUGAUUAUAGAAAAGGAUUACAAGCUGUUUUUAUUACGGCAUUGGAAUCUUUACAACUCAUUCUUUUACUCCAAUUUUGUCAACUCAAAACUCAAACUGUAUACUAAUGACGGGAAGAAAAGAAUCAAUAAAAUGUUUGCUAAAAUGGGUAUUUCCCUGCAUGCCGCAUCUCAGAAUUGGCAUUAUUUAGAUAUCAAGAUGAAGAAGCGAUUACCUGCUAUUUUGACCAGAUAUUUACAUGAUUUUCAAUUGGAUGGACUUAUUGAAGAGGGUUUCAUAAGAAACUUUGGGUUUAAAGGUGCUGUUAGUGCUGUGGAGUACGUCGAUUCUAUUACUGCUCUCCUGGAUUUUAAUGGAGAUCUAAAAGGAAGGGUGAAGAAACCAUCUAGAACAAGAACUGAAAAGAGUAACGAUGAAACAAAGAAUACAUACAAGGAUGAAACUGCUCCAAAGACACAAGAAGCUGAACUUUCGGAAAUAAUAUCCCAACGGGAAGCUCAAUUUAUAUCAAAUUUCUGGCACUGCUACGAUGCUCUUACAGACUUUACAUUUGUUAAAAAAGGUUUAGAGAUUGCAAAAUGGCAACAGCGGUUUGUUUUUGAUAAAGGAUUUGAAAUUUUGGAGAAGAGGAUGGUUACUAAUUUGAAAGUGUUCAGGUUAGUGGUUUUGAAGGAAGCCUCUGUCUCUUGGAGUAGCAGUAUCCAUUCUAAUGAGAUGAAGCGUUUCCAGACUUCAUUGGAUGAUAAUGAGCUAACGAUGGAUCUUCUUACUAAUUACAAUAGGUUAUUUCGAAAUCCAUUGAUCGUGAUGAAACUAGGGAAUUGGUUGUUGGACUGCUAUUCGGAGAUGGAUUCCACAAUACUUCCUUUAGUUAUAGCGUGUUUUGAUCCAGAUUCUCAGACGUACUUGGUUUGUGGAUUGCCCCCGAAAUUUCCUCCUGAAGACGACGGAUCGACUUUGAAGAAUAUCGCAUUAUUGAAUACUUUUUCAUUGGCUUUUCAAGAAGUUGCUGAGCAAAUAGGUGCAAAGGCCAAAGUCGAUAGUUUUGAGAGUUCACUAAUUGAGCUUCGGAAGGAGGAUUUGCCUCCAUUCCUGGAGCGGUUGAGUUUGAGUGGAUUAGUUUAA
Messenger RNA from Komagataella phaffii GS115, 2076 nucleotides. RefSeq names its product DNA replication initiation factor. Lineage: Eukaryota; Fungi; Ascomycota; Pichiomycetes; Pichiales; Pichiaceae. Gene Ontology annotation, molecular function: chromatin binding; single-stranded DNA binding; DNA replication origin binding. Gene Ontology annotation, cellular component: DNA replication preinitiation complex. Gene Ontology annotation, biological process: mitotic DNA replication preinitiation complex assembly; DNA replication initiation; double-strand break repair via break-induced replication. The coding region runs from base 1 to 2076 and encodes 691 amino acids. The transcript has a single exon. The record is from RefSeq and is a predicted model, not a curated record.